This is a messenger RNA of Lathyrus sativus (Indian pea), 384 nucleotides long. NCBI's taxonomy places the organism in Eukaryota, Viridiplantae, Streptophyta, Magnoliopsida, Fabales, Fabaceae. The record is from the annotation of a GenBank genome assembly.
AUGGGAGUUGUGGAGGAAUACCAGGAACUUUUAUCUGCAAGGGACCUUGAGAUAAAGAAUCUAAAUGCGAAGGUUUCUGAAUUAGUGUUAUCUAAUGAGAGCUUCCAAGUUUCGUUACAAGCUCAGCUUAAAAAAGAUGGUAAUAUUGAUGAUGCGGUGGAUAAGAUGAUAUCUUCUCUUGCAACUGUUGUUAAUCAAGAGAAAGUAUCAGAUGAUUUUAGAAGUGGUAAAAUAGUUUAUAUCGAGGAAAGUAUUACACUUUUGAUUGAAAAGUAUAAUCAAUUUCUUUAUGAAGUUUACCAACUUAGGCAGUCAUUUUAUCAACAUCUACUUCCAGAAUCUAGACACGACAAUCCAUCUUCGUUGCCUAAUUACUUGCCAUGA